Notothenia coriiceps (black rockcod) is the source of this 2909-nucleotide messenger RNA. It is a transcript of the gene dlk1, whose product is annotated as delta like non-canonical Notch ligand 1. Gene Ontology annotation, cellular component: plasma membrane; protein-containing complex. Gene Ontology annotation, biological process: heterophilic cell-cell adhesion; establishment or maintenance of epithelial cell apical/basal polarity. The coding region runs from base 169 to 1347 and encodes 392 amino acids. NCBI's taxonomy places the organism in Eukaryota, Metazoa, Chordata, Actinopteri, Perciformes, Nototheniidae. The transcript has 7 exons. The record is from RefSeq and is a predicted model, not a curated record. Gene Ontology annotation, molecular function: calcium ion binding.
CGCGAGCCGUACCACUCGUGCCAGUUUGGAAUCACUUACAACCGCGUCGCUUGGAUUAAAACGAGUCUCAUAAAACCCAUCAAACAUGACCGAAGGUAGUUGGAGACAGAGCGCAGGAGCGACAUAGAAGUAUUUGGUUCAGGACAAACGAGGGUCUUGCUCGCAAUUAUGAUGCAUCUCACAGCAGUGGUCUUAAUUCUGGUCGUGACAGGCAUCGCCAAAGGUUGGGAAUGCAACGCUGGGUGCACAGAAAAUGGGUUUUGUGAGAAGCUCGGGAAGUGCAGGUGCAAACCGGGGUGGCAAGGAGAGAACUGUGACCGGUGCGUGCCCUUCCCCGGCUGUCUGCACGGCACAUGUGAGAAGGCAUGGCAGUGUGUCUGUGAGGAGGGCUGGGUGGGCAGCCUGUGUGACCAAGAUAUCCGCCUUUGCUCAUCCAGGCCUUGUGCUGGUAAUGCCACCUGCAUAGAGACAGGAGAGGGGGGGUACCUGUGCAUCUGUCCCCCCGGAUACACCGGUGAAAACUGCCACCUGAAGGGAGGAAUGUGUCUCACAAACAGCUCUCCUUGUCAGAACGGAGGCUCAUGUAGGGAUCCCGAUGGCUCAGCUGGUUCCUCUUCCUGUUUAUGUCCCCCUGGAUUUUCCGGAGACUUCUGUGAGAUCAGCAUUGACAGCUGCCAGCCUAACCCUUGUCUCAAUGGUGGAAACUGCACAAACCACGACCUGGCCUUCACAUGCAUCUGUCCGCUUGGCUUCACUGGGUUCACUUGUAAUGACACCAACAGUCUCUCGCCAUGCGCUGGCAGACCCUGCGCCAACCGGGGCACGUGUGUUGGACAACCUGACGGAUACUUCCGGUGCAAUUGCCAUAAAUGGUUUGCAGGUCCCACAUGCUCCCUGCAGCACAGACCCAAGGCCAGGUCCAAGCCGGUGGGCCCCAGGCCUGUGGACCACAGAGUGUUUGCGCUCACUCCGCAGCACUACUCCCUCCCUGCUCACACCUUCCACAAGCUUCUACGGCCGCCCGAGAGAGACCUGCUGAAGAUCACCCUGAAGGAGACAGUCCACUCCCCCGGGCUGCUGGUCACUCACGGUCAGCUGGUCUGCUUCGGAAUGCUGGCCCUGCUCACCUGCCUGGUCAUCCUGGGCACCACAGGCAUCGUGUUUUUUGGCCGCUGUGAGGCCUGGCUGGCCAACGCCAAGUACAGCCAGCUCGUUCGGCAGCAGAGGGAACACCUGCUGAGAGAAGCAGGUGGCGCGAGCCAGGAGGAGCCGGAACACUCCGUGAACAUCAUCCUGCCGGAGAAGAUUAGACUCACCAGCUUUGGGAGACACUACACCUCCAUCUGAUCAAAUCAAGUGUGCCUCUUCCCGUCUCCCUCUGGAAGGAGUUCAAGAUGAAUGUCUGAAAAAGGCACGGAGGAAAUACUAUGACUGUUGUACAGUUGUGUUUUUAAAGUGAGAGAUACUGUACUACACCAGGAUAUUUGAAUGUAUAGUUUGCUGGACGAAGUGGACAGCCACGACACUGGAUUGUAAAAUUUGUUUUUAAUUGUACUGUUGAAAACUACAGAUUAGAAAUGUACGAAAUGUGAAACGAUGUUCUACCUUGAUAGCUGGUAAAAUGGAUGGAUGUCGUCGUCAGGUGUUUAAGAUUUUGACUUCACAAUCCUGGUUUAACUUCUUUGAACCAGGAUGAUUUGGAAUAUCAUUAUGGGGUUAAUAUUACACAAUUAGACUUUGAUUUGAUUUUAACAGAGCACACAGAGCACUUUUCUUUCAGUAUUAGACAUUUGACCAAGUAAUCAUUGAUAUUUAAUUUGUAAACAAAUUGUAUCUUUCACUGAUUUUACAACCCUGAAUCAACCUAACCCAACCUAACAUUUUGAUAAUGUAUUUAUCAUUUUAGUCAAUAUUUCUCUUAAAAGUGUCAAUCUACAGGUUAUUUGAUUGUAAAUUGAGUAUAAAAAAAACAAGCUAUCGAUAUAGAUAACAUUAGGCCGUGCAAUAUUUUAACAUCUGUUUUUAACUAUUUUAUGACAAGUAAAUAAUCAGCCCUGAAUAUCGCCAUGCAGAGUAAUGUGAAUUUAUCAUUUUAUAAUUAAGGCAAAAUCAGUAGUUUUGAUUUUUAAAGUAUUAGCAUUUAAAUUGUGUAUUUAUAAAAUAUCACAGGCUACCCAAAGAGCUGUACUUUUAGAUCCUGCAGGUAGUAACUCUGCAGAGCUAGAUAUUUUUCCUGUGAAGGGUAAACAUUGUACAGUAUGUUCCUCUAGUAAAUGAACUUCCCAUAUACCAUCCAAUUCUCUCUGCAGGUGUAUUACUUUAGAUGUUGGUGUCAAAGUUAUAUAGUCGAUGUCAUUUCACAGUUCCUUGAGAUCUGCCACUUUCUUUUUCGAUCAUCCUUUCGUAUCCAUGCCGUGAAUAUCCUUACACCUUCACCUAUCGAUCACACUCAAACUCAUUUGCAGUGUCUCAGAGGUGGGAGGCUUUUUUUCUUUUUACCACCAGUGUGGGAAUUUCACAGCCUAUGUACCAUUCAUCUCUAAGCCCAGAUAUCAAUACUGUCACAUAUGUUAAAUGAUAUUGGUUUGUCGUCUCAUGCAUGAGAUGGAAACCGUCUCUUGAGGGCGAAGUGAUUUCAUGAAUACUAAAAUACUGGAAAACCGAAAAAAACACAUCUAUGUACCCAGUAAAGAUAGAGAUGAACAUGUGGGACAUAUUUAAUGUAAAAUGCUCAAUUAAUUAACUGAUUACAAGUGGGAGAUAUUCAUUACUCUGACAAUGAUGAAUGAAAUCCAGCUUGUUUUAUCCAUCACAAUUCUCCAAAAAGUGGUUAUCUUAAUAAUAGAGUGGUGCAGUGACGAGUCCUAAAACCUGGAAGUGAGUUAGCAUUUUACCACUACCGGUUCCCU